Molecule: messenger RNA, 4714 nt
Organism: Cryptotermes secundus
Lineage: Eukaryota; Metazoa; Arthropoda; Insecta; Blattodea; Kalotermitidae
Product: reticulon-4-interacting protein 1 homolog, mitochondrial
Exons: 10
Coding region: 154-1617 (487 amino acids)
Cellular component (GO): mitochondrion
Molecular function (GO): oxidoreductase activity
Source: RefSeq, a predicted model, not a curated record
AGAUCGAAUUAGUUGUAACCGUUGUAACCGUUUUAACGGUUUUAACGGUGAAGUUUGUGGGGGGCGUAACGGCCGAAGGAAAGAAAGCAAGGAGCUGAAAGUUAUGUUAUUGUAGAAUGAAGUGCUAGUAGGAAGUUGGUGCACAGAAUAGGAAUGGAUGAAGUUUUAUUUCAUGUAACUCAAAGUUUAGAAGCAUUACAGGUUCACCUACAUUCAGGGGCACAGUAUGGCCACCAUUUGCUCCAUAACUAUUCCGAGCAAGUGCAUACAUAUGCAGUGGAGAUAUGGUCUGGACCCAGAUGUGCACAAAUUCAAGAGAACAUCCAACAUGCAUGGCAAUGGCUGCUGAAAUGCAGUCAAGAGUUGAGGAGAAUUUCACUUGAUGUAUUGAAUCUGCAGCAAUUGUAUGGUCAGCUUAUGCGAUUCUUGGGGGCUGAAAUGUCUCGGACAAGCAUGUAUUUUGGAUUACUUGGAUUUGUUUUGGGAGGAGUUGUGGGGGUUGCUGUUGGCUUGUCGUGGCAGAAGAAACAACCACAUGUCCCACAGAUGAAAGCAGUAGUCUGUAACAGUUACAGAGGAUCUGAUGCUUUGAUAGUAAUUGAAGAUGUCCCUGUUCCAGUUAUCACAGUGCUAGAUGAAGUUCUUGUACAGGUGAAAGCUGCAUCAGUUGAUUUGGUAGACUUAAAAAUAUGCUCUGGUUAUGGUAGAGUACUUAGAAAACAGCUGAGUCGAUACAAUAAUAAUGUGGUAGGUGAAUUCCCAGUUGUGCUAGGGAGAGACUGUGCUGGAAUCAUUGUUGACAUUGGUCAAAAAGUGAAUAAAUUUGAAAUAGGAGAUGAAGUUUGGUUUGCUGUUCCAUAUUGGAUGCCAGGGACAAUGGCCGAAUAUGUGGUUGUCAAAGAAAGGCAUAUAGCAAGGAAACCAAAAGGAAUAGGUUUUGAAAUUGCUACUAGCAUUCCUUAUGCUGGAACAGUUGCAUGGGAUGCUUUGGUUAAUCAAGCACAUCUUGAUUCCGUGAAGACGUGUGAUAAAAGGAUCCUGGUUCACAUGGGUUGCAGUCCUGUUGGUUGUAUACUCAUCCAGUUGGCUCGGUUAUGGGGAGCUCAUGUCACUGCUGUCACAACCUUAAGAGGAACUCCUGUCAUCCAGGCACUAGGUGCCCAUGAUGUAGUUGUAUGUGAGAAAGCAGAUAUUCAGAAUCAACUGGCUUCACGAGAGGGGUUUGACGUUAUUUUCAACACAGAAGGAUCUGUUGCAUAUCAGCCUUGCCUCAAGUUCUGUAAACCUGGAGGAUUUGUUGUAUCAACAGAAACAUCAGAACUUGCAUCUGACUCUUAUGGGUUCCUCUUUAGAUCAAUCUAUGCCUUUUGGAUUCGAAUCAGGUGUCUAAUACAGGAUCCCUUUCUUUGGGAGGCAGAAAAAAUGGGCCCAGCUGUACUAGAUCAGUUGGCUCAACUUUUAGAGGAUGGAAGCUUGCAACCUGUUGUGGAUAAAAUGUUUGCACCACAGGAUGCCGAACUUGCUUUUCAGCAUGCAGAUUCAUCUGAAGCCAUUGGCAAAACUAUUAUCAGAUUCAGAUUCAAGAAUGGCUGUAGAUGUGGAGCAUAUGACACUUAGUAAAUAAAGAAGAACUGGAAUGUUGAGCAAAUGCUUAAGCUGUCACUGGAGAUUUUCAGACAUACAUAUAUAAAUGUUUCAUAUAAAUGUUGCCAAGAAACAUUACCUAACACUGACAGCUGUUUGUGGAAGAUUGCAGUUCUGUUGUACCAGGGUGCAGUUUAAGUUUGAUUCUUUUGUCAUUCUUCUACACUAUAUUAGUUACAACUGAUUCAGUUUCCUAUGUGGCUUAGAGGAUACAAUAAUUAUGAACUUUAUGGUCUUCCAAAACAGCAUGUUAAACAUUUUUCUGAUGACCAGUACAACAGAGUCCAUUACAAGAUACUUUAAAAUUCAGUCAUAUACCAUGAAGAAAUCUGUUGCCUUUAGCAAAUUUAUGCAAAAGCAUAUUAUGUGGGACGAGGUCAAAAGCAUUUGAAAGAUCAAAAUAGACCUCAACAAUAUGAAGCUGACCGUGGACAACAGGAGUCAAAAGUCGAGAAACGUUACCAAAUUGGUAAGUGUAGAUUUAGUUCUGGUGAAGUCCUGUUGAUUGGGACUACAUUUAGUAUAAUGAGAGGCAUGAUCGUGAAUAAUGAAUUCAAACAAUUUAGAGAAAUUCCUGAGAAUAGAAAUGGGUCUGUAGUUGCUCACAGCGGCAUGAUUACCUCUUUUAAAUACUGGUACAACAGCAGAUUACUUCCAUGCAGCAGGAAAAUACUGCUGUGUCAGGCACAAGUUAAAUAAAAAUGCUUGAACAACCUUUUAUGAUAAAACCAGGGAUAUCGUCAAGUCCAGCAGAUUUGGAAAGUUUUAGUCUCUUGAUAGCUAUGCAGACAUCCGUAGCGGAAAUGUGGGCAAGGGAUAACAAUUCAGAAGAUUGUGAGAGAUGGGGAAAGUCCUUAGAGCUCUGGUUAUUAUAAACAGAUUGAAAGUGCUUAGCAAAAGCAUCAGCAGCUGCUUUGGGCUGGACUAGGUGUGUAUCAUCAACUUCUAGCUGAAUGGAACCGAAUCUGUGUUUUCUGAAACUAUACAUGUAUUUAGAGAAAUUCUGGGUCUGUGACUUCAAAUUUUUAUCAGUUCACUUCAACCACCUAAGUCUGCAGACUCAUAUUUUAAUGAGAUUUAUUCUUAGGAUAUCAAAAUGAAAUUACCUUUUGCAGUAGUGUUUCUGAUCCUUAAAAGCAAAUGACGAAUGGAGACGAAAUUGAUGGGUAUGUACUGAUAGUCAGGUAAUGCUGAAGUAUUGAGAUGUAGUAGUUUCAUCUUCACUAAUGUUACAGCCCACCAUGAACCUCAAUUUUCUCAAAAAGUUUUAAUCCACAUUCUGUAUCCGUUAUAAUAUUAGUUUCCUGAUCCCCCUCCUAUCUUAUGAUAUCACGUGAAUACUUGUUUUGCUAGCAAAUGUCUUCAAUUUUUAUAAUAUGACCGUCCAAUUUAAGCCUAUGAAUUUUAAUAAUUUUAGAGAUUCCAGGUUUGUCAUAGAGGUUGUACAAUUCAUAAUUGUACCUACUUGGCCCCUUUCAGCUGUGAACAGACCCAUAAAUAAUACUCAGAAUUCUCAUAUAAAAUAUAUAAAGGCUUUUCCGUCUGACUUACUCAAGGUCCAUGCUUGAGACAGAGAUUAACAUCAGUCUUACGUAAUGUGGUAUUUAAUCUUCAUAAGAAUGGGCUGAUCACAUGAAUUGAAAUUAUAGCCUUUGAAUAUGUGCAUAGCUGUUUUUGAUGUGCAUCUCAACACAGCUAGGAGCCAGGAUAGUGCAGUCAGUAUUGCAAUUGGCUAUGGGCUGGACGGCCAAGGGGUCGGAGUUCUAGUCCUGGUAGGGUAAGAUUAUUCUCCUUGCCACAUCAUCCAGACUGGCUCUAGGGCUCACCAGUCAUAAUGCUUGUUACCUCUGGCCAUAUAGGAAGUUGAUAAAAACUUUCAAUAUUUACCAUUUCUCACCAAACUUCAUAGCUCUUGCCUGAAGAAUUUGGAAGAUUUCUGAGGUAGAUAUGGAGACAUGUAUUGUUUUAAUGGUACAAAGAACUAGGUGCUAAUGUUAGUAAUUUAUCAUUGUAAAUAACAUUUUUUGUUAUACAGCAAUAAUUAUAAUCAACAGUAUGAAAGAAUGUAAGAGAUAAUGCCUUAACAGGUGCAUAGUCGCUCUAAUAUUUCCUACUUUAUAGAAAAUGUGUAUUCUGUGUCAGCUUGAUAUAUAAACAAAUCUUGCAAAAAGAGAAAUAAGUAUUGUUCGUUUGCCAGUGUUGCUUGUGAAAAGUUGCAAAAGAUAUAUAAUGGGACAGUCUACACAAUUCUGAAAGAGACAAAAUAGACACUACUGUCUCACCAUUUGUCUUUAUUGGCUGUUGGUGGUAAAUACCUUAAUCGCCAUUUUAAUUCUAAUUUUUAUCCCUUUAAUGUCAAGUUUUAAACUAUACCUGAACCAUAUUUAAAUUAAUGUAUAUCUGUUAGCAUAAAAAUUCACAAAAACACAAUAUGAAUUCAUAUUGAUCAGUGAUGCAAUUCAUGAACUAGUACCAGUAUUCUUGUACACCUGAAGAUGACCCAAGAAAAGGGUCGAAACAUGUAGCAUUACCACCAACAGCUAAUAAAAACAAAUGUUGACACAAUGGUGGCUAUUUUGUCUCUUUCAGAAUUAUUGUUGUAUAGACUAUCCCAGUAUAUAUCUUUCACAUGACACACAACAGGAUGCAUACCAUAAAGGUUGUGAUAAGUUGCUUUUACUUAUGCAAAAAGAUGAAACAGGAUAAUUGAAUGAGUGAAGAUACUGGCUCCAGGCUUCUCAGUAGGAAGUAGGGAAUUUUUUUUUUUUGGCCAUGAAGUCUGGACCAACUCUGAGCCCUGACCAGCCUAUCCAGUAGCUCUCUCCUGAAGAGUAAAUCAACCAGAGUGAGAAACUGACUACUCACUUCCAGCUGGUUCAAGAUCUAGAAUGGCUUGUGGGAACAUCCCACAUUAUCACGCAUUUCUGCAAUGCUCGCUCUUCACAUCACUUUUCACCAUCACGCGCGCUAACCAAUCAGAUUGCUUCAAACGUUCAUAUUUAUACGGCGCCUCCUGCUAGCCAGCAUCUAUGUCAUUACGCGCGCUAGCCAAUCAAUUCUUCCUCCUCAA